AUGGAGAGGCCUUCCUUGGAUAUUAACCUGCCUGACGCUCAUGAAGAAGGAAAACUUUAUGUAGUUGAUUCCUUAAAUAACCUAAACAAACUAAAUGUUUGUCCAGAUGGAUCCCAGCAUGCGCUAGAUGAGGAAGAGAACACUGAUGGUACUGGAGAAAAUACGGCAGGGAGCAACAUAAGUAACCAAUGCUUGUUCUUCGUCAUCUUUAUUCUUACUUUGAUCGUCAGUUUGGCACUUGUUUCAUUUGUAAUAUUCUUAAUAAUUCAAACUAGAAACGAGUUGGACCAAAUAUCAAGCAGACUAAUAUCUGAAAAGAAGAACAUAGAAGAUCUUAAGAAAAUGAACAAGAUUAUAUUAAGGCAUCUAAAUCAAUCAGGAAUUAAGGAAAAGGGGAGACAUCUCUUCAUACGGUCUCCUGAUCUUCAUGCUGAGCCGAAAGUCCCUGGAGAAUAG
This is a messenger RNA of Apaloderma vittatum (bar-tailed trogon), 456 nucleotides long. RefSeq names its product leucine-rich single-pass membrane protein 1 (gene LSMEM1). The coding region runs from base 1 to 456 and encodes 151 amino acids. The record is from RefSeq and is a predicted model, not a curated record. Lineage: Eukaryota; Metazoa; Chordata; Aves; Trogoniformes; Trogonidae. The transcript is spliced from 3 exons.